Andrographis paniculata is the source of this 2563-nucleotide messenger RNA. RefSeq lists its product as uncharacterized. The transcript has 17 exons. Gene Ontology annotation, molecular function: 5'-nucleotidase activity. The record is from RefSeq and is a predicted model, not a curated record. The coding region runs from base 582 to 2378 and encodes 598 amino acids. NCBI's taxonomy places the organism in Eukaryota, Viridiplantae, Streptophyta, Magnoliopsida, Lamiales, Acanthaceae.
CCCCAUUGGGGGGGGGGGGGGAGACUAAAAUACGCCGGGGAGUCGCCGUCUUCUUCUUCUUCUCCCCAAUCCACAAACUGUCAGUUUUUCUGUUAUUCCUUCGAAGCCAAGCCCGGGAAGGGAAGGAAGGAAGGAUAAGCGAAACCGAGAAUGUAUUAUCUAUGUAGGUAUGAUGUGUAUUGAACAGUGAAUGAAAUGAAACCCGAAGAAAAGCCAAAAGUCAGCAACGGCCUCUGAUCCGUCAGCAGUUUUCACGUUUUUCGAAGGCACCACCAUUACCAGGCAGCGCAGAGUUCCGCCGCCACGUGGCGGGAACCAUUCAACCUGCUGGUGUGCGUGUCCAAAUUCGAUUCCUUGGAACCAGAAUGGAAUACUCCUUGCUUUCGCGAAAAAGCCCGAAUUUGUGGGCGUUGGUUCAGACGAGCAUAAAUUUUUUAGGUGAACCUUUCUAUUAAAUGUAGUCAGAUGGUUUCCCGCAUUAACAAGGGGCAUCGGGUUCGAUUCUUGGUUGGCAGUUGGUGCUGGUUCUGGUUCUGGUGCUUCAACUUCUUCACCUAGUUGAAGAAAAUGGCUAUUUAAAUAUGAUGAUGCGUGUUGCCAAAGGCCGUUCAUUUUCUCUCUGCGUCUCUUUGUUUUCGAGCUCCCCCUGCCCUUCCUCCGCCUCGUCAUUCUCUUCAGGAACGCUGCAGUUUCAUUCCCGAGCUUCAUGUUCUUCAUCUUCCGAUCACUUUCCGAUCAGAAGGAAGGCUAACUCAAGCGCAGGGCACAGUCAUUAUAAUCUGUAUACCUGUAGUAUCAUGGACAAAGUAGCACACAGUGAGAGAACCUUCGAUGAUAGUGAUACGCGUCCUUUUGUAUGGUCGUCCCCUGAAGGAGGAAGGAAGAUUGAUAUAGGAAAGCAAAUCUUCUGCAAUAGAUCACUAAACAUGAGGAAUAUUGUUGCUGUUGGGUUCGACAUGGAUUAUACUUUAGCCCAGUACAAACCAGAGACGUUUGAAUCCCUUGCGUAUAAUGGCACAGUGAAAAAGCUGGUUAAUAAUUUGGGAUACCCUUCAGAGUUGCUGGAGUGGUCAUUUGAUUGGACAUACAUGGUUAGAGGACUAGUCCUGGACAAGAAAAGAGGCAACAUUCUGAAGAUGGACAGGCACAAGUAUGUAAAGGUGGCGUAUCAUGGAUUCCGAGAACUAUCAAAGGAAGAGAAAAUGUCUGCAUAUGGAAAUACAUUGAUUCGGGAUGCAUUUGACGAGCCGGAAUAUGCACUAAUUGAUACCCUCUUUUCUCUGGCUGAAGCCUACUUGUUUGCGCAACUCGUCAACUUCAAGGAUCACAAUCCCGGAAAAAUCCCAGCAGACUACUCUCGUAUGUAUAAAGAUGUUCGGGCUGCAGUUGAUUUGUGUCAUCGUGAUGGUACACUAAAAAUGAUGGUUGCAAAAGAUCCAAAAAGGUACGUCAAUGAGAACUCCUCCAUUGUUCCCAUGCUAAAGAUGCUUAGAGAUUCUGGACGAUCUACAUUUCUAGUGACAAACAGCCUGUGGGAUUACACAAAUAUCGUGAUGAACUUCCUCUGCGGGCAAAGAGCAGUGGAUGGGGCAUCUUCCUUGAAUUUUGAUUGGCUCAAGUACUUUGAUGUUGUUAUUACUGGCAGUGCAAAACCAAGGUUUUUCCAUGAUGAAAUCCGUUCUAGUCUUUUCGAAGUUGAUCCAGAGUCAGGUAUGCUUCUCAAUACAGAUAAUGGGACGCCAAUGCCUCAGGUAGACAGUUCUCUAAGGUUGCCUUUGAAGAGGUCAGACAAAAAUAGCCAAGUGUUUCAGGGUGGAAAUGUUGGCCAUUUGCAUAAAUUACUGUCUAUUGAGUCCAGCUCACAGGUGCUUUAUGUUGGAGAUCACAUCUAUGGAGAUAUUUUGCGGAGUAAGAAGGUUCUUGGUUGGAGAACAAUGCUUGUUGUUCCGGAGCUUGAGAAAGAGGUUGAAUUUCUCUGGACAUUAAGAGAUUCCCGCAAGAAACUUCAAAUAUUGAGGAAUACGCGUGACCAUAUUGAAGACAAGAUACAUCAUCAUCUGAAGUGGUCUCUCAGGCCUGAUAAGAAUGUUGUGAAUGAGGAAGAGCCACAGGCAGAGCUUGACUACUUACAGGCUCAGCUGGAGGAAGUGCGAUCGAGUCACCAACAAGCGCAACGUGAAUGCCAUCAAAAGUUCCACAAGGUAUGGGGACAGCUGAUGAAGACGGGAUAUCAAAAUUCGCGGUUUGCACAUCAGGUUGAAAGAUUCGCUUGCCUUUAUACCAGCCAAGUGACGAACCUGAGCCUCUAUUCGCCGGACAAAUACUACAGACCGAGCGAAGAUUUCAUGCCCCAUGAAUUCGAUAUCCUUUCUCCAUGAAUAUAUAUACAUAUAUUUAUUGCUUUUGUGUGGGGUUUUAUGUCAAAAACAUGUACAGCUUGAUGUUCUUCUGAAAACCUGAUCUUGUGCUGUUUGCAAUUGGCAAAUGUAUAAUAUGAUCGAUCAUCUUUGUUAUCAAGUCGAAGCAAAUGAUGAAUCACAAAUAUUCUCCAAUCUUUACAGUA